AUGUCGUUGCGCCAAAGGGUGGCUGGCUUCGGCCCGCCGCCCACGAUGAAGUCCGGGGUGCGAACCACGACGCCUCUGUCGGCGUUGCCCAGGUUGUCGUUGAGCCGGCCCGUGACGUCUAUCUGCAUGCUCCAGCCCGCCCGCAACCCGCCCGGCAGGGUGCUGUUCGGCAAGGCGCAGGGCACACCGCGCACCCCUCCCGCCUCGGCCGAUCCGGCGGCCACCAGUGAGCCCGCGAGCAGCGCGCGCAUCGCCGCCAUCGGACGGCGCGCGGGACCUCUCGAGGGCCCUAGGACUGGCGCAGGGGCCCAGAGGAAGUGCUGA
Messenger RNA from Prorocentrum cordatum, 324 nucleotides. Lineage: Eukaryota; Dinophyceae; Prorocentrales; Prorocentraceae. The record is from the annotation of a GenBank genome assembly.